Messenger RNA from Gigantopelta aegis, 690 nucleotides. RefSeq names its product BTB/POZ domain-containing protein 6-like. The record is from RefSeq and is a predicted model, not a curated record. Gene Ontology annotation, molecular function: protein binding. NCBI's taxonomy places the organism in Eukaryota, Metazoa, Mollusca, Gastropoda, Neomphalida, Peltospiridae. Gene Ontology annotation, biological process: neurogenesis. The transcript is spliced from 3 exons. The coding region runs from base 1 to 690 and encodes 229 amino acids. Gene Ontology annotation, cellular component: cytosol.
AUGGCGACAUGCAAAUCAAUUAGUCAGACUGAGUCUAGUCUUGAAGCCUGGCAGAGCAGAAAGUCUCUUACAGAAUGUCUUAGACAUUCUCUUGAAAAUAAAAUGUUUAAUAACGUGACAUUCCGCGUUGGGAGUGAACAGAAGACCGUCCAUGCUCAUAGAAUGAUACUCAGUAUCCGUAGCGGCGUGUUCGAGGCCAUGUUCUACGGACCAUUGGCAGAGCAGGGUGAGAUCGUCAUUCCGGAAGUAGAACACGACAUAUUUGAACAGUUUCUAAGGUAUCUCUAUACAGAUGACGUCAGAAUGGAUUGUGCCAGUGUUAUGGGUUUGCUGUACGUAUCAAAGAAGUAUGACGUCAAAACCUUGGAACAUAAGUGUUUGACGUAUGUGUCGUCAUCGAUGACGUCAGACAACGUCUGUGUGAUACUGGAACAGGCCCACGUGUUUGAUGAGCAGGAAUUGAAAGAAAAAGCUCUGACUUUUAUUUUGGAAAAUGGAGAUGUCGUUCUAAAAUCAUCUGGAGUUACAGACCUUUGCCACGAAUGCUUGGUUGAGAUUGUACAAGCGGAAGAACUGGAGGCCGAUGAACAAUCUGUCUUUGAAGCUGUUGUGGCGUGGAAUACCCUGUUUACAAUUAACUGCCCCAAUCCAGGGAAAAAGGGACAGGAGGUCUACAAGACCCAGGAAUGA